Messenger RNA from Branchiostoma belcheri (Belcher's lancelet), 2159 nucleotides. RefSeq lists its product as uncharacterized. Gene Ontology annotation, biological process: neuron projection development. The coding region runs from base 360 to 2159 and encodes 599 amino acids. The record is from RefSeq and is a predicted model, not a curated record. The transcript is spliced from 2 exons. Gene Ontology annotation, cellular component: plasma membrane. NCBI's taxonomy places the organism in Eukaryota, Metazoa, Chordata, Leptocardii, Amphioxiformes, Branchiostomatidae.
UGUUUGAGGGAUGUUAGACACACAUGCAUGCGGUCAGGCAUGGUGACCACGAAGCUUCAGGACUUGUUUUCAGUCGGAUGCGUUUCAUGCUAGAGCUUUGUACAUGAGGAAACGCACAAAUACAGACAGAAGGGAAAACGUGUUACAGUAUACGGGAUAUCACCUAUAAAGCCAAGCUGGCGGUUCGGCAGUUUAGCGUGUAGCUAAGGACGUGUCCAGGGUGCGACUAGCUCAACAACAGCGGGUUAAGCUCCAUAUGACGCCGGCAGACCAGUUUCAAACAACCCGGCAAAGGCACAGCAUACUUACAACGGAAGGAUAGCCAACUGAUGAGAGACACGUCUGAAAAUUGACAAAGCAUGGAAUCUCCACCCAUUCGCCUCCCAGAUACGACGCAAAUUUCUAUGCCAAAAGGAAGAUUCGACCACUGGGUGGAUGUUCAUUCUACAUGGGUGACACCAGCUGCAUCAAGCGCGGAGAGCACUUUAUCUCGGCCGGGAACCAGAACAAUCACUCGGGCCAACUCUGACUGGAUGAUAACACUCUUCAAAACAUCCCCACAGAGCCAGCCUGUAUUUACAGACUGUUCCAGCCAAGUCAACGUCAUCUCUCGCUUCAACAGUGACGGGAACUUCUUGAAUCUUGAUAGAAAUAUUUCCUACAUAGACCUGUUGUCGAGUGCUAUGAAGAAUCCCGAUGUCAAAGUAGCCGCGGUGAAUGUGACGAAGAUGAAAAAUAACUCUCCGAGCAAAGAAAAUGACAAGUCCUCUCUCAGCACAGAUACAACAGAGGGCAGAAGGACACGACACAUGAUAGAAAAAGCUGUUGAGUGUAACAUGGAUGAUUUCAUGCAGCCACUGGCGAAAAAUGAAAAGGCGACCAGUACCGGCAGCCUUCACAAAUUCGGGAAUAUGUCACCUUUAGUUACGCGACCAAAGGCUUGUGCUUGCCAACCAUCUUUGAAAGAAGAUGGCGUAAAACGCGAAGCAGCUAUACCUAAUCAGGAACCCACUGUCACAAAUGCAUCGGUUGGCAUUUCAAACAUUAAUACCAGGCAUGACAAAGCGGUUGGAAUGGAUUCUGAGAGCGUUAACGAGUUUCCAUCAAGUAGCGAAGAGAAAGACCCGCAUGAUCAUAGAAAAGAUGAAGAAUUGCCAUCGCGAGAAGUGAUGAAGGAAUUCCGAAGCAAGCGUCAGACAAGUGACGUUUCUGAGUAUGAUAAAGCUUACGAGUCUUUGUUGGGAGGGCAAACCUCUCAAACUAAGGAAAGGCGCAUCUCACACGGUCAGCAGACCGAACCUGAAGCUGAUAGACUAGACAGGGGACCAUCGAGAGGAUCCAUGCGCUCUUUUCGAACUAGACUGUCAACUGAUACGUCAUUGGACUUGGAGGACCCUUUCGAUGUGUCAAACGCACAUUCUCCUACGAUGAAAGAAAUUCGUGAAGAUACGGACAGAAAGUUUGAACGCUGGAUGAAGAAGUCCUCCAAACGGGAUAGUGGCAAAAGCGGAAGGUCAUCAUCACGAAACACGUCCACGAGUAGUGGCAAAUCCUCACGACAUGCUUCUGCAUCUAGUGCCAUCGGAACCUUGCCAGACGAACGUUGUGAAAGAGUGAAGGACAAUCUUGUUAAAACAAUUUCAGAGGGGGUCCAUCACCUUAAAAGUGGUGGAGAUAAGUUGCUUACAGCAGAACGUAAUGAAAAAGUUCACGACCUAAUAGAGAAGGCAAUGUCCUCAUCAUCAUCAACGAAGGUCAAGGACAAGUCAAAAGUAUCCCCAGUAAACAAAUCACCAGUUGGUGACAAGACGGAGAGCACUGAAAGCAAGAUUUCUCAUUUGUUUCCCAAAGUUGUUGUCGGACAAAACCUGGAAGUGCCAAAUGAAUCUCAAGAUCUCAGAAGAAAAUCUAUCGUGGAAGAUGUUGUAUUCGAUGAGACAGGAAUGACGUGGGGAAUCUACGGGGCUGAACUCGACGCCGAAACGCUUGGAGACGCGAUACAGAAGCACCUGGAGCUACGAAUCAAACAGCUGCAGAACCAAUCAAAGGAACGGGCGAUGUCAAUAGAUAUGGAGAGAAAGCAGUCUCGUUCAGAGAAGCCUCCGCGCUGGCUCUGCCCACUUUGCCGAUUCCUUUGCCUCAAAAGCAAAGAAACGUAG